ACCUGUGUCUCGUCUGUGUCUCUGCCCAGGUGGGGAGGAAGACGACAUGUCUACUGAGGAGGUUCCGUCCCCAGAGACAGUGGUGCGCAGCGAGACUGUCUCCCAGGGGGAAUCCAGCAGCACUCCAGCCACAGGAGGACCCAAGCUCCCCGCAGAGGCCCCAGGGGGCCGAGAAGAUCCACAGGACAGCAAAGCCUCCAACCUCCUGACCUGCGCGGUGUGCAGCGUCCCCUUCGAGACCCGCAAGGGGCUAUCGAGCCACGCCCGCUCACACCUGCGCCACCUGGGCGUGGCUGAGUCUGAGAGCAGCGGGGCACCCAUAGACCUGCUCUACGAGCUGAUGAAGCAGAGAGGCAAGCUGGAGCCCCUGCCACCUCCCCAGAGCGGCACGGCCAAGAAGCAAGCAUCCACAGCUGGGGCCGCGGGAGCCACAGCAGCCAAGGGUGCGGAGGAGCCCAAGCUAGCCAAACUGGGAUCCCCAGCAGCCUUCUCUCCCAAGGUGCCGACCCCCACGCCCUCCCCGGUGCUGAAGAAGGCCCCCGUGUCGUCCCUCCUGCCCAGUGCAUCGCCUCUCAGGGCUGGGGAGCAGGAGAAGGGGGUCAAACCAGCAGCAGCAGGGACCCCCGGAGCCACAACACCCAAACCGUUCUGGGCACCCCAGGAGGACGAUGCCCCUCUCAACCUUACUGUGGACUUGGAUGCAAACAAAGACAUUGUGUGCCAGCUGUGCGGCGCCUGGUUCGAGACCCGCAAGGGGCUGUCCAGCCACGCCCGCGCCCACCUGCGGCACUUCGGAGUGGUGGACGCCGAGACCAAGGGCUCCCCCAUCGACUACCUGCACGAACUCAUCAAGAGGGACGACUUCAAGAAGCGCCUGUCCUCCCUGGAGCCCCUCGACUCCUCCCCGCCGCCUCCCCUCAAGCGCCCCGGCCCGCAGGGCCUGAAGAGCCCCCACGCCCACCGGGGCUCCACCCUGCCUCCCCCGGCCAAGAAGCCAAAGAGGUCCCUGCAGGUGUUCCAGCUGCCGUCUGGUCAGCUGAGCCCCAUCGCACACAACACUCUGAAGGAGAUCGGCUGUGAGUUCUGUGGCGAGUACUUUGAGAAUCGCAAGGGCCUGUCCAGCCACGCCCGCUCCCACCUGCGGCAGCUCGGCAUCACGGAGUGGACUGUGAACGGCUCCCCCAUCGACACCCUCCGCGAGCUGAUCAAACGCAAGGGGCUGCCCUCUGCCCUGCCCUCCCCCCAGCCCCCCACCCCUCGGGUCGCAGGGCACAAGCUGCUCUCCAAGCCACAGCGCCACCUCUCCCACCCUCCCCGGCCUCGCCUGCCCUCACCUCCCAGCGCCCCUGCACCUGGCUCACCUUCCCCUUCACCCAGGUCCCCCGCUCACUGCACCCCUCCCUCGCCCUCCCCCUCGCCCAGCCUGCUCAGGAGGCUUCCCUUUGGUCUGGGGCAAGCCAGGAAAAUUCUGACCAGUCUGAAGCCAGAGCCGGUGUGCCUGGAGCUGGGCAGAGAGCUGGGGGGAGUGGGAGGGUUCCGCAGCGAUUCCCUGCAGGGGCACCGUGACUGGGCUGGACCGGACAGCGUCCUGCCUCUCAACCUGGUGGCAGACAGGGAGCCGGUGCGCGACAUCCGCUGUGAAUUUUGUGGCGAGUACUUUGAGAACCGCAAGGGUCUCUCCAGCCACUCCCGCUCCCACCUGCGGCAGAUGGGAAUCACGGAGUGGACUGUGAACGGCUCCCCCAUCGACACGCUCCGGGAGAUCAUGCACAAGAAAGGCAAGCCCCUCGUCAUCAAGAAGGAGCCCGGGACCGGGGCGGGCUACCGGGGGCCUCCCUGGGAAGAGCGAGGGGGGUACCACCACCAGCACAAACCCUACGGCUCGCCCAGCCCCUCCUCCUCCUCCUCCUCCUCCAAGCCCCAGCUCCAGUCCAGCCCUCCCCGGGUGAUGAAGCCCGGCCUGGGGAGCUCCCUGACAGGCAGGGAGGUGUCCCUCUCCCCCAUCAACGGCAGGGCCCAGGGCGGCUUCUUGUCUCCCCUCGCCAAGAGGCCCCUGCAGGACGACAGGAGCCCCCCGGGGGCCAGUGGGGAGCCAGUGCGCCAGCAGGGAGGAGGCGGUAGCAGCAGUAAGAGCUACGUUCAGUCAGAGCUGUCCUUCAAACCCAAAUCCCUGUCCUCUCCAGAGAAGCCAGCCGCAGCACACAUGCUGCCCGAUGCCAGCUGCGAGCUCUGUGGAUUCUACUUUGAGAACCGCAAGGCCCUGGCCAGCCACGCCCGCGCGCACCUGCGUCAGUUCGGAGUGACGGAGUGGUGCGUCAACGGCUCCCCCAUCGAGACCCUGAGCGCCUGGAUGCGCAGCAAACCCCACAAGGUGGCCGAGGUGCACCGCACCUACAUGCAGGGGGGCGG
This is a messenger RNA of Polyodon spathula (Mississippi paddlefish), 2409 nucleotides long. Its product is annotated as protein Wiz-like. The annotation marks the transcript as partial. The record is from RefSeq and is a predicted model, not a curated record. Gene Ontology annotation, cellular component: nucleus. Lineage: Eukaryota; Metazoa; Chordata; Actinopteri; Acipenseriformes; Polyodontidae. Gene Ontology annotation, biological process: regulation of transcription by RNA polymerase II. The transcript has 6 exons. Gene Ontology annotation, molecular function: RNA polymerase II cis-regulatory region sequence-specific DNA binding; DNA-binding transcription factor activity, RNA polymerase II-specific.